This is a messenger RNA of Stylophora pistillata, 1892 nucleotides long. RefSeq lists its product as uncharacterized. The record is from RefSeq and is a predicted model, not a curated record. Lineage: Eukaryota; Metazoa; Cnidaria; Anthozoa; Scleractinia; Pocilloporidae.
GAAAUAUGCGCGAUCGCGACCAGACAGUGUAGAAGUCUCUGGUAAAUUAUAAUUUCCUUUAUCUCUAUGCUAAUCCAGCGUAAUUAACCUCGUUAUUUUUUCCAUGCAUUGGCAAGUUUUCAAUCUGAUGAGAUUUUUUUGGAUGGCAUUUUAGAGGGAGUUUUAUUAAAACAUGUGGAACUGCUAUACAAUUUAUUUUCUAAUGUCGGUUUGAUUAGUUACCUUGAUGUAAGAGUUUCAGUCUCACAAACUUUAAAAACCUUUCAGUAGAAACGUUAGAUAUUGACUGGCAAGAAAUUAAAAUUUUAUGAUUUGCCAAACUUUUAUACUGAUUAUUCUAACUCUAUAACUUCCAAGAUCUGACUGUUUCUUCUCCCCUCUGUUUUCUACACGUUUCCUGAUAAAUUGGUUGUGAGAAUUUGGUGCUGAAUCAAGAUAGCAGUAGUCUCAUUACCCAUUUGCUGAGCUAUGUGUUGAUACUAUUCGCCGGUAACAAAACGAAAAAGGGCCUGGGACUGAAACUGCGAUCGCAAAGCAUGCAUGGAUUGUUUGGCUGGACAGAAAUCAAAAUGGCGUCCAUUGCGAAUGAUAGUAAGCUCUCAGAAACUAAAGAAGAAGGCUUUAUUUUAACUGAAGACGAUAUACCUGGGGCUGUUUUGCAAAACAGAAAUGUAGAGGCAUGCAGUGUGGUACAGCUAAAGCGCUGGCUGAUUUGUAGGGGAGCGAAAACAAGUGGUAAAAAGUCAGCUUUAGUCAGCAGGCUAAAACACUAUGUAGAAAAUGGCCUUGACAAGAAAUAUCUUAGAGACCCCGACAACGGCGCUAAUAUUAUGAAGAAAAAAGCAGAUCUUGGUUUGCUUGAUAAGAGAGAGCCUCAAACAAAUGGAAAAUUUCCAAAAGAAGGUUUCAACUCUGAUCUCAAUGCUCUCCCUAAAGUGUCAUUUGGAACCAUCUGGCGUUACAUGAUCGACUCAGUUGACUCAAAAAAACAACUCUCAACUGCUAAACCUCUUGUAAAGGGGUUCAAUUUUUAUAAGUCUGGGAACGUACAUUCUAUUCACCAUUUAAAGGAAAGUGGGAAGCACUUUAUAAAGAGCCAAGUUCUCCCAUCAAUGAAAAAGAACUUAAUAUACCAAUGUCAAAUAGUAAUGUCAAGUAUUGGAGGAGUACUCAAAGCAUAUUGUGGUUGCCCAGCAGGAAUAGACGGAAGAUGUAAUCAUGUGUCUGCAACUCUCUUUGCCUUGGCUGAAUAUUGCAAAGAAAGAGAAAAGAUCUCCAUAGAAUCAUGUACUUCUAAACCAUGUAAAUGGAAUAUCCCAAGGAAACGAAAAGGUCCUCUAUCACCAAUCUCAGCCAUGUCAUUUCAUAAACAUGACUACAGCAAACAAGUUAAGACUGACAGAACACCAAAUAUCAAGAAAGGGAAAGAUGUUCGAGCUAUACAUCAGAGAGAGUGGUCAGAUGCCAAAGUGAACAAUAUGUUACAAACUAUCAAAGACUAUCAAACCAAAAGUGGUAACAUUGUUGGCUGGAGUCACAUACUGCCACAAGAGGUUAAAGAAGAAGACACCAUUGUUUCGCCGCUCAAAGUCCUUCCACCAUCCCUAAGGGAAAUAAGUGAAAAAUGCAAAGAAAUUGAGAAAAAGUUGAAUCUAGAGGAAAAGGAAAUUACCAAAGUUGAGCAAAAGACUAGAGGACAAUCAGAGGACAAGCUUUGGAAUUAUCACAGAAAGUGUAGAAUAACAGCUUCGAAAUGUUACCGGGUUGCCUCUUUGAAGCCCACUACAUCACCAACAAAGGCACUUGCAGAUGUCUUACAGUAUAAUAAACAGUAUCAGAGUUUUGNUUCUGAGAAUAGAACAUGUUUAAAUUGCAGUUCACAAUUGCACUGA